GCAACUUGUUUUGAACCUUUUACCUAAACAAAAUAUGGAGAGUCCGGAGUUAACGUUUACUUUGGCCUACACUGUUUUCUCUCUCUGCUUUGUUUUUACGCCCAACGAGUUCCGUUCGGCAGGUUUGACGAUACAGAACUUAUUUUCUUCCUGGUUAGGAAGUGAGGACGUGGGAUUUGUACAAUAUCAUGUCAGGAGGAGCAGCCUCACUCUUCUGGUCCACUCGGCACUGCCACUAGGUUACUACCUGGGCAUGUGUAUCGCUGCUCCAGAGAAACAUCUAACAUAUGUUCACCAGGUGAGUGACAACUGGAGAAUGUUCCUUAGUCUCUGCGUGUGCCUCCUGCUGGGCAGCUGGACGCUCAUCUUCUACUGGUCCCGCCAUCACUGGUACAACCAUCCGAUGAGCAGAGCUCUGCAGGCCCAUGUGCAGCCGCCUCACUCAAACUGGGGCUCAGUGGCCAGAAGCAUCAACACAGAGUUCAGACGUAUCGAUAAGUUUGCCACUGGGGCACCUGGAGCCAGAGUUAUUGUCACAGACAGCUGGGUGUUAAAGGUGACCACCUAUCAUGUGUACAUGGCUGCACAGAGUGACUGUCAUGUGACUGUGACCGAGUCCAUUCAGCAUCAGCUGAGCCCCGACUCAUCCUCGCCCUUACAGCUGCUCACAUUGAGGGUGCACAGUACCAACCCUGCUGUGAGACCCUUUGAUAUCAGGUUGAACUCCACAGAGUAUGCAGAGCUCAGGGAGAAGCUCCACGCCCCCAUCAGGAACUCAGCAAAUGUAGUUAUCCACCGAACCAUUAGCGAACGUUUCCUAGAAACAUUCCGGACUCAGGUGGAGCUCAACCAGCCUUACUCACUCCCUAGUGGACAGGAGUUGGAGCCUUGUAUCGGCUGUAUGCAGGUUCAAGCAAAUACCAAGCUCAUCAGACUCUGCUCUGAAGAAGGUGCUCAUGCAGAGUGCGAGCAGUGUUUCUGCAGACCCAUGUGGUGUUUGUCCUGUUUGGGUCGGUGGUUUGCCAGCCGCCAAGACCAGCAAAGACCUGAGACUUGGUUGUCCAGCGUAGUCCCCUGUCCCACAUGUAGAGCCAAAUUCUGUAUACUGGACGUGUGUGUGGUACGCUGACACACAUCAUCGCUAUGAAAUGAACGCUGGUCUUAACGUAUUAUUCUAUUGUCUGGAAGCAUCACCAUAUGUUUAUGGUCUGGUAAGAAGUUUUGUAUUGUUUAUAUUCCCCUGUUAAAAGGUUGUUGCCUCUGUUAUUGUUUUCUGACACCUUACUGUUGUUAAAUCCUAAAGUUUGACGGCAUAAGUUAGAAUUAGGGGUGUCCCGAGCCAAUAUUAAUAUCGAAUAUUGGUCUAAUAUUAGCAAAAAACAACAACUUUUGGAUUAUAUUGGCUUGCCUGCAAAAUGUGUAAUAUAAUCUCCGAUACAAGUGGUCCUGCAGUGUAUUUAUCGCCAGUUAACAUCUAAAUGUCCUUCAAUAAGCACACAAUGUUGGUAUUUUUUUUCCUUGUUUCUUGUAUUUUGCACACAAGCUAGACAUAUGUAGAAAGUGUCCUUAAUUAAACAACAUUGCAAUCUAAAACAGCACAUUUGUCAAUAUAAACAAGUAUUAAAUACUUAUAGUUACAUAUUACACAUACAAAGUCUUCAAGGCGCGUACUACAAAGUAUCCAGUAACAAAUGUGUCUGCAUCAUUCAAUUUACUAAGUCAUUCAGUUAACUUUAAAGAAUCAUUAAUCAAAAAACAAUCUACUCUAAGAAAAAUAGCAUAAACCUGUCAGAAAAGGUUUAAUCAAAUAAAAUUACAAUUGUAGGUAUGAAAAACACUAAAUCUAUGUCAUUCCACACUACAAAAUAAUUUAAGUAUGUACUAGGGCUGACAAGUCUUUGAAUUUUAAUCACGGUCCAAAUUUUGGCUGCCACGAUUAAAUGAGGGUGAUUGUCGUCGAUAUUAACAUUAAAAAGUGCCGCUGCAUAUCAUCGAGCACUUUCACAACCACGGCGGCAGAGAACAACCCUGUGAAGCACGCCCGUCCACUCCAGAGGAUUAAGGUUGAAAGCCUUUAUUGUCAUGAGCACAAUAUAAACAUGUUUAAUUUGUUCAAUGACAUUCUUACUUUGUUGUCCACACUGGUGCUGAGUACAGUAAAGAAAGAAGGUAUUGAUAUAAAAAUAAAAAUAAAUUCCAAAUAUAUGCACACAAAAUGUGAAGAGAAGGCCAUUGUGUAUGAGCACAACACCUCAUCUCCAUGCUAAAUUGAAAUAUUAACAUUAAUGUUACCAUUAACAAAUUUUCACUGGGGUUGCUGCAGCGGAACGCUUCGUUUUACUUCAUUUCAUUGCACUGCAAAAAGUCAGUGUUCAAAAACAAGAAAAAAAAAAAUACAAAAAUUAGGGGUAUUUUAUUUAAACUAAGCAGAAUUAUCUGCCAAUAGAACAAUACAAUUUGGCUUGUCAAGACUUUCCAAAAUAAGUAAAACUAACUAACCUCAAUGAACCCAAAAGUACCUUAAAAUAAGUAUAUUCUCAUUAAUAGCAACUGUACUACUAUACGAGUAUGUAUUUUCUAUUGUUUCAUUGAAAAUAAAACCGCAAAGUUCAUUUGGCUGUCAUCUGUUUUAAUUAUGAGACACAAUCGUGUCAAAGUCAUGAUUUAUUUUUGAUGCUUGAAAUAAGAAAUUAUUACUUUAAAAAAGCAGUUUUAUUGUGUAUUUUAGUGUUGAUGACACAGCUUUGCGACAGUUGAUAUUCUAGUUUCAAGCAUGUUUUACUCAAUAUAGGUCAUAAAAUGUCAGCAACAAGCUGUAAUAUCUUACUGAGAUAAUUUAGGACCAAAACCUUUAAAACAGGUAAAACACUCUAACAUAAAAUCUGCUUAGUGAGAAGUAUUAUCUAAUCAGACAGAAAAUAAGCAAAUAUCUCCCUUAUUUGAGAUAUUUAAUCUUACUUAGAUUUCAGUUUUUGCAGUGUGCCUUCACUCCCGUGGAGUUUCAGUGUGUGUUUAAGACCCCACUGUUGUCAUUAGAUGGCGACGGGUGUGGAUAAAAUUGGAGAUAAACGCAUUUGUCCCUACUAAAAAGUAUACUGCGGAGGACCAAAAUUCAGACUGGCUGUUUUAUCGCGUUUGCGAGAGCACCAAGACUGUGGAAUAGAGCCACUCUGCAGGCUUACACGCACACACACACACUCACAUCCAAGGAAAAUUCACGCCACACACACAGGUACCCCACAUCCCACGCUCCACCCCAUGUGCUAAGACAGGAAACAGAGCAGCGCCCCAGGUGGCGACAGCUUCGGGCCAGAUGCCUGCCUUUUCCCCCCUCGCUGCAAGUCUGGAGUUGUAUGUAGUAAUAUGUAUAUGUGCUUUGCUUGAGGGUUUUUUCCUAGUCUCUAACUAACCCCCCCAGGAGUUUAGUUUGGGACUUGAUUUUUUUCUCCUCUAUCCCCCAUGUUUACCAUUUUUCCUUCCUUUUUUACGCACUCGAUCAGUGUUCCUUUUCUGUCCACCCCGUAAAUGUACAGUAUGUCUGAUCUUGAACAGGUUUGUACUGGCAAUGUAAUUUGGUUGUAAUUUUUAAAUGCAAUGACAAUAAAGUUCAAUCUAUUUGAUACCGCUUUCAUUUUGAAAGCCCAACACAGCGUCGUGUCACUAAUCGCUCCUUCAUUCACCUGCUCGGACUCAGAGGGUUAUGGAGGAGAGGCCAUGUGUAAGGAACGAUGCCACAACUUGAUUACAAUGUCCAUCCAUCCAUUUUCUACCGCUUAUUCCUUUUGGGGUCGCGGGGGAUGCUGGAGCCUAUCUCAGCGGCAUUCGGGCUGCAUGCAGUCACCACCUCAUCACAGGGCCAACACAGAUAGACAGACAACAUUCACACUCACAUUCACACACUAGGGCCAAUUUAGUGUUGCCAUUUAACCUAUCCCCAGGUGCAUGUCUUUGGAGGUGGGAGGAAGCCGGAGUACCAGCAGGGAACCCACGCAGUCACGGGGAGAACAUGCAAACUCCACACAGAAAGAUCCCGAGCCCGGGAUUGAACUCAGGACUACUUAGGACCUUCGUAUUGUGAGGCACAUGCACUAACUCCUCUUCCACCGUGCUGCUUACAAUGUCUAGUUUGUUUAGUGGGAUGGUCACUCGUACUUUUUUUAAUUGCUAACUUUGUCAGUGUUCACAAUAACAUCAACACUAGCUAAAAUGUUUGGAGUUGUGAGUGAGGCACCGAGUGUGUGUAUGAGGCGUGAGAGGUAUCACUCCUGUUUAUUUGUGCUGGCCAAACUGUUGCACUGAUCCACAUGGUGUUGGAGAA
Nerophis lumbriciformis (worm pipefish) is the source of this 4318-nucleotide messenger RNA. RefSeq names its product transmembrane protein 129, E3 ubiquitin protein ligase (gene tmem129). Gene Ontology annotation, biological process: protein ubiquitination. Gene Ontology annotation, molecular function: ubiquitin protein ligase activity. The record is from RefSeq and is a predicted model, not a curated record. Gene Ontology annotation, cellular component: endoplasmic reticulum; membrane. Lineage: Eukaryota; Metazoa; Chordata; Actinopteri; Syngnathiformes; Syngnathidae.